AUGUACGGCAAACGGGUGAGUCCAGAUGAUUAUUCUUUGUACGUGCCACAGCGGCCCCUCACCGCGGCAGAGUACAAGGUGCGAAACCGCACGGAACCGUACAUCAUAUUGCAAUCCACGGAGAGUUCCCCGCUAUACUCCUCCUUUGUGCGCAAUGGGUACAAUGCUCACGCGCAUCUCAGGUGGGUGCGUGGGAAGAACGACUUUGACAGGCAGCUGAACUCCGCCCGACACCACCUCUGCGUGCUGCAGCGAAUAGAGCAGAUGAACCAGGCUAGGGAGUACUAUGGACGGCACGUGCGAACAGGGUUUCUGCGAAGCCCCUCAGUGGACUUUAGCAGCCUAGCCACAACCUUGACCUCAACAAGGAGUGCCACGACACCGUUGUCUUCACCCAGCCGGUGCAGAGUGACAGAGAGACAAACCCGCUCCGCCGAACCCUCACACCGUUUCUGGCGCAGCGCACUUAUCUCUAGUGCCGCCGGUGGAUCCCGCCGCCCGGAGUCAUCCUCCUCGGCGGAGUCCGCCCCGCAUAACGCAGGCUGCCCCAGGCUCGCUUCAGCGUCCUUGCCACUGCCGCCGCUUGUCCGGGUGUGUCACACAUGCCUCGUUGCUCGAGGUGAGGCAGAAGACCCCGCGGUGGAGCAGCUGGUUAAGGCCGCCUCAGGUUUCACUUCUCGGUGUCCACCGAGGCGGAAGUCGAAUGCAAACAAUACACUAAGUCGUCGCUCUGACGAACGCCUGAUGCGUCUCCUACGUGGGAGUGUUACGGUGUACUAG
Trypanosoma rangeli is the source of this 780-nucleotide messenger RNA. RefSeq lists its product as uncharacterized. The coding region runs from base 1 to 780 and encodes 259 amino acids. The record is from RefSeq and is a predicted model, not a curated record. NCBI's taxonomy places the organism in Eukaryota, Euglenozoa, Kinetoplastea, Trypanosomatida, Trypanosomatidae. The transcript has a single exon.